This is a messenger RNA of Purpureocillium lilacinum, 390 nucleotides long. Lineage: Eukaryota; Fungi; Ascomycota; Sordariomycetes; Hypocreales; Ophiocordycipitaceae. The record is from RefSeq and is a predicted model, not a curated record.
AUGAUUUCAUUCUUUGGUUUUAUUUGUUUCCGUGCCUGCGGAUUUGCCAAGAAUAUUGGCUGGAUUCGCGUCGUCUUCCAUGUUCCAUGGCGGAUUCUCUGGGCGCGCGAUUGCUUGCCGCGAAAAUUGCCAUUUUCACAGCACGGGGACGCGGUCGACAGUCAACGCCUCCCGACGAGUGACAUCAUGUCGUCAAUGGCAACCACUUACACACUGUGGCGCUCUCUCCGUGGCGCUGUCGCGACCUUCCAGAACAAUAAUGAAGGAACUCCCUCUCCUCUCCUUCCCACGUUUUCUCGAACGCGCUUAUGCGCGCCCUCGGUCGUGGAUAACACCCAGCCUCCCGCCAUGCCACGAUUUGAUCAUGGCGGCUGGGGCUGCGGCGUCUAG